Miscanthus lutarioriparius is the source of this 1035-nucleotide messenger RNA. The record is from the annotation of a GenBank genome assembly. Lineage: Eukaryota; Viridiplantae; Streptophyta; Magnoliopsida; Poales; Poaceae.
AUGCCAACAGCAGAGACGACGACGCCGGUGCCGGCGCUCUCCGGGCAAGGCCGGACAGUUUGCGUCACCGGAGCUGGAGGGUUCAUCGCCUCGUGGCUUGUGAAGCGCCUCCUCGAGAAGGGUUAUACAGUCCGCGGCACGGUCAGGAGCCCUGUCGAUCCAAAGAACGACCACCUGAGGGCCCUUGACGGCGCCGCCGAUCGCCUCGUCCUCCUCCGCGCCGAUCUGCUGGAUCCAGAAAGCCUUGUCGAGGCCUUCUCCGGCUGCGACGGCGUCUUCCACGCCGCCUCCCCGGUCACCGAUGACCCUGAGAUGAUGAUCGAGCCAGCAAUCAGGGGCACACGGUACGUUAUGAUGGCGGCGGCAGACACCGGCGUCAAGCGCGUCGUGUUCACGUCCUCCAUCGGCACGGUGUACAUGAACCCCUACCGUGACCCGAACAAGCCUGUCGACGACACCUGCUGGAGCGAUCUUGAGUAUUGCAAGAACACCCAGAACUGGUAUUGCUACGCCAAGACGGUGGCCGAGCAGGGCGCAUGGGAGGUGGCACGGAAGCGAGGCCUGGACCUGAUCGUCGUGAACCCGGUGCUGGUGCUGGGUCCGUUGCUGCAGCAGACGGUGAACGCGAGCACGGACCACGUGAUGAAGUACGUGACGGGGUCGGCCAAGACGUACGUGAACGCCGCGCAGGCGUACGUGCACGUCCAGGACGUCGCGGAGGCGCACGUCCGGGUGUACGAGGCACGCGACGCGCACGGCCGCUACAUCUGCGCCGAGAGCACCCUCCACCGCGGCGAACUCUGCCGCAUCCUCGUUAAGCUCUUCCCAGAGUACCCCAUACCCACAAAGUGCAAGGACGAGGUGAACCCUCCGGUGAUAGGAUACAAGUUCACGAACCAGCGGCUCAAGGAUCUGGGGAUGGACUUUGUGCCGGUGCUGCAGUGCCUCUACGAGACAGUGAAGAGCCUCCAGGAGAAAGGCAUGCUGCCCGUGCUUCCGCCAAAAGACGACCAGGACCAACUCCACAAAUCAUGA